This is a messenger RNA of Rhizophagus irregularis DAOM 181602=DAOM 197198, 1247 nucleotides long. RefSeq lists its product as uncharacterized. Lineage: Eukaryota; Fungi; Glomeromycota; Glomeromycetes; Glomerales; Glomeraceae. The record is from RefSeq and is a predicted model, not a curated record. Gene Ontology annotation, biological process: fluoride transmembrane transport. Gene Ontology annotation, cellular component: plasma membrane. Gene Ontology annotation, molecular function: fluoride transmembrane transporter activity.
UUUUUUUUUUAAAUCGACAAAUAAUGAACGAAAUACAAAAUUCAUCGUCAUCAUCAUCUACAAUUCUUGAUGACAAACCCAGUAAAAUAAAUAUUUCAAAGAAUUUAGUUUUAGUUGAUAAUAAUAUAGAAGAAAAUGAUGAUUUUGGUGAAAUUAUUCAAUAUAAAGAAAAUAAAGAAGUUGAAAAUUCAUCAAUAGAAUUAGGAGAAAAAAAAGCUGUUGUUUUGUCGAUUCUUAUCCCGUUUUCAAUAAUUGGUGCUCUUAUUCGUAUCGGUCUUAAUAUCCUUCAUUCAUAUCCUGGGUCACCAGUGUUUUCAUUAAUAUACCCACAAUUUGUUGGCUGUGUAAUAAUGGGUUUUUGCUUGGCAAGAAAAGGAUUUAUAAUGGAAAGCUAUCUUCCUUUAUAUAUAGGACUCACGACAGGUCUUUGUGGGUCCAUAACAACUUUUUCUUCAUGGAUUCUUUCGAUAUUCAAGGAAUUUAUUUUACCUUCUACUCCUCAUCGUGGUGAUUUGUACAAUAUUCUUGCAGCUCUUGCGGACAUUGGAAUUACAUUAGGAAUGUCCGUGACAGGAUUAAAAUUUGGAGAACAUAUAGCAGAUAUAAUAAUUCAAAAACGUAAAAUUCAAUCUGAGAGGCUGUAUCAUAUUGCUGAAAAACCUUCUAAAUUAAAUGAAUUAAUUAUUCCGGAUUUUAUAUGUUUUGGAGUUGGAAUUGCUUCAAUUGUUCUCGUAGUUACUUUAUCCAGUACAAUGCAAGUAAAUAGGAGUGUAUUAUUUGCUGCUGUUUUUGCUCCAAUAGGUACUUUGAUUAGAUGGUAUUUAUCCAAAUAUAACGCAAUAAAAAAAUCUUUUCCAUGGGGAACUUUUGCCGCCAAUAUAUCAGGUUCGAUUAUUAUUGGAAUAUUAUUUUUUUUAAGCAAUGGUGUAGCUUCUUCGAAAACGAGUUGUGAAAUAAUCAAAGGACUUUCUGAUGGAUUUUGUGGAUGUCUAACGACAAUUUCUACUUUUGCCACUGAAAUUAAAACGCUACCAAGAAAACAUGCGUACAUAUAUGCAUUUAUUUCUAUAUUAACGGGUCAAAUUGCAAUGAUAUUAACUAUCGGAAUAUAUCAUUGGGUUGUUGGCUUAUCUACAACUUGUUCAGCAUAGAGAUUGUAUUUAGAAAUGUACAACAACGAACGAUUGUUAAUAUUUAAUAUUUAAUAUAAAAAUGGGAGAACUCUAUUAAAAAUUUGAAUUUUAAAU